Fusarium keratoplasticum is the source of this 1281-nucleotide messenger RNA. RefSeq lists its product as uncharacterized. The transcript is spliced from 3 exons. Bases 1 to 1281 code for a protein of 426 amino acids. The record is from RefSeq and is a predicted model, not a curated record. Gene Ontology annotation, biological process: poly(A)+ mRNA export from nucleus. Gene Ontology annotation, cellular component: nucleus. NCBI's taxonomy places the organism in Eukaryota, Fungi, Ascomycota, Sordariomycetes, Hypocreales, Nectriaceae.
AUGUCCGAAGGAGGCUCCCCUGCUGGCGAGCGCGCCAACGACCCCAUUGACGAUGGCCAGGAGCGGGAAUAUGAAGAUGCUGUUGCGGCGGCCGACUCUGAUCGUGAAUCUGAUGCGCUUUCCGAAGUCGACGAAGACCAGUUCGAAGAUUACGACCCUGAAACCGCCAACAUCGAAGACCGACCCGUCGAUAUCGAUGAAGACGUUGCUCGCACGCUGAAAGCGACCAAGCGAAAGCGCACAGAGGGGGAAGUCGCCAAGAAGCCUCGAGAAGGUCGACGAGACAAGAAGCGCCGAGAUCGAGAUGAAGAUGUUGUCAUGGAUGAUGCCGAUGGAGGCAAGAAGCCACGACGAUCAAGACGCGCAGCCGAUGGCGAGGGACGCCCCAGAGCCAAGGCUGCCACACCGGAAGCUGACAAGGAGGAGCAUCUCACACCCGAGGAGAGGCAGAAGCGGGCCAUUGACCGAGCUCUUGAUGCCGCUAUCAAGAAGCCUAGCGGUCCCAAGCGCAGGAAGAAGGACGAGAUUGACCUCGAAAACGAACUCGACGACCUGUUGGCAGAUCUCAAGGUCCGAAUGGAGCAGGCAUGCCAGGCAGACAAUAGUGCCCGUGAGUCUGGCCAGCCUGCUCUACACAAGCUCAAGCUGCUCCCCGAGGUCACCGGCCUUCUGAACCGCAACGAUGUUCAGCAUGCCGUCCUAGAUCCCGACACAAACUUUUUGCAGCAUGUCAAGUUCUUCCUGGAGCCCCUUAAUGACGGAUCCCUUCCGGCGUACAACAUCCAGCGUGAUAUUUUCUCGGCUCUUGCCAAGCUCAACGUUCAGAAGGAGGCACUCCUCAGCAGCGGCAUUGGCAGAGUGGUCGUCUUUUAUACACGAAGCAAGAAGCCUGAGCCUAGCAUCAAGCGAAUCGCUCAGAGACUGCUUGGUGAAUGGAGUCGACCAAUUCUUAAGCGGACCGACGACUACAAGAAGCGCCAGAUUGAGACUCGCGAGUUUGACUAUGAGGCCGCUAAGCUUGCUCAACGUCAAAAGGCAAACUCGCAGUUCAGCCUCUCCCAGCGCCCUGCGCAGUCUUCCAGGGACGCCGAGCGUGAGCGUUUCCUCGCUCCAUCACGCUCCAACAACUCGGCUCGCAUGGUCAACCUGCCAUCGAGCUACACCAUCGCACCCCAGAGCACGUACACUGGAGCUCGUGACUCGAACCACCGCCCGCUGGGUGCUGGAGGCAUGGAUGCUUUCCGCAAGCUUACCCAGAAGAGCAAGAAGAAGAACAACUAA